Dalotia coriaria is the source of this 6384-nucleotide messenger RNA. It is a transcript of the gene Stacl, whose product is annotated as SH3 and cysteine-rich domain-containing protein. The transcript is spliced from 20 exons. NCBI's taxonomy places the organism in Eukaryota, Metazoa, Arthropoda, Insecta, Coleoptera, Staphylinidae. The record is from RefSeq and is a predicted model, not a curated record. Bases 562 to 4227 code for a protein of 1221 amino acids. Gene Ontology annotation, biological process: positive regulation of protein localization to plasma membrane; positive regulation of voltage-gated calcium channel activity; skeletal muscle contraction. Gene Ontology annotation, cellular component: extrinsic component of cytoplasmic side of plasma membrane. Gene Ontology annotation, molecular function: protein binding.
ACGCAGUUCGGCGGCGGCUGGUGGACGGAAAUAAACGCACCGCCGCGGAGAGCGCGCGCGUGUGUCCCGACCGCUGGGCUCGACGACGACCACGACGGCGACGACGGCGUCGCGACGCCCGACGCCAGUGCGGUGCGCGAUGUCCUAGUAGUGUGUAGUCUCGCGACGCGACGCGCCUCGUUUUACACGCGCGCAUCAAGAAAACGAGAAAUUUACUCGAACUUUUAAACAUCGCAACAUUUCUGACCAAACAACAAAACAAAAACGUUCAUUAUUUAAUGUAACCCUCUUAGUUUAGACCCGUAGUUUCCCAAACGAGAAGAAAGUAAUUUCAAAAAUUGAAAACAAAGGAAUAUUAUUAAUUGAGUGUUUAGUUAGUUAAGCCCCGCCCCGUUCAGCAGACAGCGACUUAAAGUUUGUUUCGUGUUCGUGCGAUGUCGCAUGCCGUCGCGAGUUAAGAUGCCAUCACCGACGUGCGUGCGACGCAAAUGCGGAUGACGCGCCAACGACCCGGUGCGCGACGACGACGUGCUUGUUCGCGAUGUGUGCGCGCGAGGGAGCAUGUAUGUAAUAUUCCCGGCAGAUGAAGUAGUUUAUCUGUCAUACGGUCGCCUGAUCUACAUCCCGACGGUCGCCGACGACGACACCGACCGCCCCCACGCCGAUAACGGCAUUCCGCACGAGAUCCAGCAGCAGGUCGAGCAAGCGGUGCAAGAACGACGCCAGCGCCAGUGCAGUGAAGGCUCCGCCCCGCUCACGCCCACUUCCACACCCACUCCGACCUCAAACACGCCCACACCACCAAAAGCGCCCGAACGCACUAAACGCAAUUCAAACGCGUCGAGUAUUAACAAAAAGAAACCGAACGGUAAUCUAGUUCCGCCGCCAGCGACCACACUUAGUCCUCUGAAGAAGUCGGCUACUUCGGUGAGUCUGCAAACUGCGGCCGCUACCAAUCAGAACUCUCCGAAGGCGGUUAAGAUAGCAGCAGCAUCGCGUGAUAAACGCCUCUCGUAUUCGGACUUCCUUCCUGUGCACAAGUGCCUGAAACCGCAAAAUCUUCAGAUAAAUCCCGCCUCUAACUCCACCUUUGGGUCCACCUCUUUGUUGGGCGUACCCAAAUCGCCAUCGCCCUUCGUCGCACGGAAACCGCUCGAUUUUGACGAGCUUUUUGACCGACCAGAGCCGGUUUCUUUAUCGCCAACUUCCGAAGAGUACGAGUCGCGGCUGAGGUCGCAAACGCCAGAGAAAUCCCCAACGAAAAAGAAAGCUUUCUUCCUGCCAAAGCUACCGACCAAACAACCUCCCGAACCACCACGGUUAAAAAGAUCCACGGAAUUUGGUAUUUCUGUGCGGCGCCGUCAGCAAGAAGCGCACUAUCCAGCAGAGGGCGUUGCGGGGGCGCCGCCCGCGACGGCAACGGCGGUUAAAAUGGCCGCCUCCGCCGUCCAUGAUGCGGCGACGCUGCGGGAACUCUCGCAUCCUGGCUACAACGAGCCGCUCAAGGGACACAACGCCGUCACAUUCAAAUUGAUUCGCACCGUUUCCGACUUUACCCAACAACUUAGUCAGAUGUACGAACAACACGCGGCAGAAUUACAACAUCUUGUUGCGAAUUUCCGCAAGCGUAAUGGUGAAUUACGAAAGGAAAGACCGGCUUGUGCCAGUUCAAUCUUUCACACUUGGGAGACUCUCCUGCAAGAGGUUGAGAUUGAUUCGCAGGCGCUCGGUGACAUCGCGUCCAUCUUGGGUCGUCAAGUGUCUCGGCCCUUGUUGGAAAAGUCAUUCUACCGCAAGAUUCAAUCCCGCAAGGUGUUCACGCAUCGCGAGAGCUACGAGACGAUCAUUGCCAAGACCGAAGAGAAACUUGUCAAAUGUCGGCAGGAAUACAAAAACGCAUACGUCAUGUACUUAUCAUCUCCGUCGACUGAAACGCUGAGUGGUUAUUUUAACAGCCACAACGCUUACGUCCAACAAUUGCAUGCGACGAAUGGAAUGCUUGAUGAAUACGGCAAGGAAACACUACCGCAAUUAUUACAGGAACUCGAGGAGAUCUACACUGAUCUGUGUGCGACCCUCACCGAAUCCGUGAUUCAAGGUGCCGAAGUUGUCGCAGCAAGGGCUAUGGAACAAAAUCGUCGAUACGAAGGUUUAAUUUCACAAUGUAAGGCCGCAAAUGGUACAAGCGACUUGGUACAUCUUGCAAGAGCCCUUCCUGUACCUCAAGGUCGUGCCCCACCCUUGAAACGUCUCUUUGUACCGCCUCAACCGCCCCCACAGCCACAGGAAGGCGAUGGUGAAGAUGGACCAAUCAUUUCGAACGAAAAUAUUCCACCUCCAUUGAAAGACGAGCUGGUGAUAGACCGCCUCUCUGCCGUCCAGGUGCGUCCCUCACAUGACGCCCUCCGAAAAGAAGCCGUCGAUCUAGACCUCCAAAUCAGACAAAUCAACGACGCGCUGGAAACGCUCAUUCGUCUACAACAACGCUCCGUGGAAGCGCAACUUUUCAACAAGGCCAACGAAAUUCAGGAAGACAUCAGUAUGAAACGAUUUGAUCUUAGAGUAGCACAACUCCACCUCAGCGCAAUUCAUGCCCAGAAAGAGCUCUUCUCGAACAAGUUAGACAACGCGUCAGGUGCGGGAGGCGGCGGUGAUUCGGGUCGUGAACGCAAGAUGUCCAACGCAUCCCAAGGCAGUAUGAAAACCAAGUGGUUAAAGGCUUUUAAAAGCCUCAAAACACCACCACCGGAGGCAGACAAAAAAAACCAAAUGUACCACGCUGUAUCGACGAUCAUACAGAUGAGGAAAAAUGGUUCGGCAGCUACCAAAGAACUUCUCAAAGGAGAUCCAGAUGCGCAUAACUUCCAAGAGUACACCUACAAGAAAAUCACACCGUGUGAUGUCUGCUCACAAGUUUUAAGAGGUCACACUAAACAAGGGUUAAAGUGUCGUAUCUGUAAAUUGAACGUGCAUCUCGAUUGUCAAGACAAAGCUAAUAAGUGCACCGCAAAGGCCCGCCUUCUACGAAGACAAAAAUCCACCUCCGAGAUUGAAACAAAAGCGAUUGAACCAUCUUCCGUCGAAGAAGAGAAAGCGUCCGAGGUGGACCUCAUCUAUCAGGUGCUCAAGCAGGCCGGCGAGAUAUCUAGCAACAAGACACCACCACAAUCGCAACAGGGUCACCCAUCGAUGAUGCAGCAGGUGGCGGCAAGUAGUGGUGCCACGCCCACCGUCGGCAUCCAAUUGGAGCGCGGCGCAACGCCAUCUUCAUCAGGGCAGAAUCUUAAUAGGUUGGGUUUGCGUCCGCCUAGUGCGGCCCCACGCCAAACUGGCUCAAGCCUGUGCGUCGUUAAUCCUGCUCCUUGCUCAACCAGCUCAGGGAUGAGAAGCAUGAGGAACUCGUCGAGCGCUGGCAAUUUUAAAACCGAAACGGGACAAACACACAAUCAUUAUGUCGCACCGCACUCGCCGCGCCGCCAGAAGUUGAAUCUGCGCAUGAAGUCACUCUCUCUGGAUUCUCCUGAAAGCACCGAGCACGUGCAACGUCGUCAGCAUCGUGGUGCCGCUGCCACCAGUGACCCUCAUUCCAAUCAGGGAUCUUCAUCCAGGAUACAAUUGUCGCAGGUCGGCCAUCUUGGUGCGCUGCGACUGGCCCACCAUUGCCAUCAGGUCCAAGUAGCAUCCAACGCAAGCGAGUCAAUUAACUCAACGCCCUCUAGCCCAGUCCACAAUCGUCGUUUGCUAUCCGCGAAAAACAUUCGCAUGUCCUCUGUGGAGCUACCGGAUGAUAAUGAGAAAUCUCCAAGUUCCGCUAGUACUUCACCAUGUCCCAGCCCAGUUGGUGGAAAGCAUAAGCCACAUCGUCUCCUCCCAACGAAUUUAUAUGUGGUGUUGUACAACUUUAAGUCAAGACAUCAAGAUGAGUUGGAUUUGAAAGCAGGAUACAAGGUCACAGUCAUUGACACCUCUGAUCCUGAUUGGUGGAAGGGUAAAUGUUUGGGACGCGUUGGUUACUUUCCGAGCAAGUAUUGCUCAAAACUCUCACCAGGUGAAAAACCCCUACAGGUCACUCACAACUUGCAAGUAUCCGAUGGUGACAACGGUCUCAUGUUAUUGCGUGAUCAAAUCGUGAUCCAGAUCGGUGAGGAACUGGAUGGUAUGGUUAUGAUCCGCUCCGGGGACAACCGCCAAGGAGUUUGUCCCGUCAAGUUCCUGCAGGAGGUGUGACAACGCUCCGAGGCCGCUUGUCAAGUUAAUCAAGUGUGCACCUGUAACCAACACCACCACCAACAGAAACAGCAACGUUCCCAUCACAACGACAUUUCCACCAAGAACAAAAGCACUAGCACGCAGCACGACGCCGGUAAAACCCUACAAAAGAUCUACUAUCCAUAUCCGCAACUUCCCGACUACUCGCCGAAGCCCACCCUGCAAAUGCCACCCAGGAGUAAGAAGAAUAACAAGAACAAAGCAAAGACCAACUCGACUACAGUUAAAAACAACUCCAAACCGCCAAAGAAGAACAAGAACUUUUUUCAGUUCUACAACAAUUCAUUUAAUUUUAGUAACAUAGGCAACUUUAACAACAACAGCAGCAGUAACAACAGCGAUUUCUACAAGAAUAAUACUUAUUUGGCGAAGCAGAAUAAUCUAAACAACAUCAACAAGAUUUUUGUUAAUCAAUUGAAUGCUAGUGAAGAUAGUCCGAGGAGAUUACCAAGUUAUAAGAACGGUUAUAAAAAUGGCGCUGUUUGUAACAGCGGUAAAGCGCCAUUUUCUUCUACCAAGCGACCGUUAUCAAUGCGACUAACUUCUCCGAAGAAUUUCUUCACGCGUAAAUUCCGCAGCGACUCACAAAAACGUCCGCUGUUAUUAGAGGCAUACAGUUGUGCUUCGUCAACAAGUAAUCUGCUGAAUGAUAAUGAGCAAGAGCUUGAACAUGAACACGAGAUGGUGCCGCCGUAUACAGAAGAUGGCGACAAUUAUUUAGAAGAUGAUCAGCGCGGUAGUUUGAAAAUUGUUCCCGCAUCGCGUCACGGCCUCAGGAUCUACACAAUCAGCGAGAAUGUCGAACGGUUUGCAUUUAAGAGCACGUUCUAUCGCAGUAAGAAUCUCUACAUCUCGUCGAACAGUCGACCCCUCUUCGUACGUAAAUAAACUAUAGUCUAACCAUAAAUACCAACAUACCAAAUAUGAAUUACACCGUAAAAAGAAAAACCAGAGAAAAUAUAUUGUGUGGGUGGGUAAAUGUGAGAGAAUAGCCGAGUCGAGAACCUUUUUAAGUGAGAAAACCUAUUUUUGUAAAACAAAACAAAACAAAAACACAAAACCUAAAGGAAAAAAGACGAUUAAUAUUUUUGGGACGAAACAAAUAGGUCGUAAAACUUACCACUUAACCUAAAAAAUAUUUACGAAAUAAGCUGCACUGAUUCACACCACAUUGAACACGCUUUAAAGUCACACUUUGCUAUACACACUAUUAGAUGGCGCUGCAGGUACCAACGCGAACAUAAAUUCAACUAGUCGACGCAAACAAAAAAGGGUAAAUAACGGAAUUGAACUUUGUUUUUGGAUUACUAUCGAGUAAGCGAUACACUACUACAUACAUGUUGUUUAGUUGCGUACGACUUUCGGUCACAUUUAGUUGAAAACACACACACUAGUGUCUAGAUCGAUGUUACUUAUGUGUUUAACAAAAUGACGGAGUAGUUUCGUUUUAUUCUUGUGACACUUAUGAGCAAAUCGACCACAUCACUCCAAGACUGUCCGUAUUAAUUAAAUAUAAUCGAAAUAUUGAUAUGAUAAUGAUACCAUGAUGAAAAAUAAAACGCCUAGUGAAUUGUAUAUGAUGCGUUAUCGAAUGAUAAAGAUUUACGAAAUUAUUAAUGCAUAAAAAUGAAGAGAAUUAUGAAAAAUAUUGAAAAUGACCAAUAUAUCGAUUGUUGUGUAAGAUUUUCCUUGAUACACUUGUUGUCCUAACGUCCAAAAUAUGCAAAUGUCUAGUUUAUUGUCGUUGGAUUUGUUUGGUUUUCAAAAUGGCCGACAUGAGUACUAAAAAUAACGAAUUUUUCAAUUUGCCUCAAAGUGUAAACUAAUUCAAAACAUAUAUAUUUAAAAGAAAAUAUUCGGAUUUGUAUAAGGAAACGUUUCUAAGUUGUAACGAAAUUAAAAAUAUUAUAUAAAUAUUGUUUCUAGAUCAAUUAAAAUGAUCGUAAGUAAUUGUUUAUAUUGUGCACAUUUGUAUUGUAUUGUUACAUUGUGUAUUUAGCAGAAACGAAUGCAGUAUUUGAUGAGAUUUUAUGCGCUGGAGCGAAUUUUUAAAUGGAAGGUAUAUCUACGUGUAUUUAUUUUAUGUUAAAUAAAUAAAAAUUAUAGUUAAAAGUA